Necator americanus (New World hookworm) is the source of this 828-nucleotide messenger RNA. RefSeq lists its product as uncharacterized. The record is from RefSeq and is a predicted model, not a curated record. The transcript has a single exon. NCBI's taxonomy places the organism in Eukaryota, Metazoa, Nematoda, Chromadorea, Rhabditida, Ancylostomatidae. The coding region runs from base 1 to 828 and encodes 275 amino acids.
AUGUUCGCUGAAAGCGCUACGAAACUUCAACAUGAUGUCAAUCUUGCAUCGAAGUUGGCUGCAGCCUAUGGACUACGCCUACGCCCUGAUAAAUGCAAGCAGAUGUGGAUAUCUUCGAGACCUCGAACGGGAAUCAGGGUGGACGGACAACCGAUAGAACUCGUCGAUGAGUUCUGUUACCUAGGCUGUACGCUGAAGAACAAUGGCAGCUACGCGAGAGAUGUUCAGCAAAGAUGCGCUAAGGCCACUUCUGCAUUUAACUCCUUAACGAAUUGUCUGUGGUCGACCCCCAUCACCAACGAAGUCAAGCUGCGAGUCUGCCUAUCCGCAAUUCGCCCCAUCAUGAUGUACGGAUCGGAGACUUGGGCAGCACCAUCAACGGUUAUGGAGAGGCUUGACUGCACGGAACGAAAGCUGCUUAGACGGCUACUUGGCUACUUUUGGCCUAGGGUAUGUCACAAUGAAGAUCCUUACGCAGAAAUUGAUGUGGUAUACCGGCGGAUGACACGUGGAAAACAUCAACAUCUUGCACCGCCAUCGAAAGUGGCUAAAGUAAAUCGUCUUCGCUUCUUUGGUCAUAUAUUAAGGAGACCGGCAGAUCGCCUUGUUCAACGAGUUCUGAGGAGUUCGUCGGGUUCGAGCUGGAAGAAGCCACCUGGCCGAAAACGGAAGUUCUGGACUGGAGGCGGCGAAAGAGGACCUGAGGACGAUAGCGACGAAUGGAUUGAUUCUGUGCAAGCUCUCGCAGAAGAUCGAGAAGGUUGGGCAGAGCUGUGUUCAAGGACGGCACACCUCGGCGAAGAUGCGGGUAAUCGCGUCAGACGAUGA